This is a messenger RNA of Panicum hallii, 1092 nucleotides long. RefSeq lists its product as uncharacterized. The transcript is spliced from 5 exons. The record is from RefSeq and is a predicted model, not a curated record. Gene Ontology annotation, biological process: protein N-linked glycosylation. NCBI's taxonomy places the organism in Eukaryota, Viridiplantae, Streptophyta, Magnoliopsida, Poales, Poaceae. The coding region runs from base 419 to 931 and encodes 170 amino acids. Gene Ontology annotation, cellular component: membrane-bounded organelle.
AGGGAAGAGGAAGGCAGGGCCACCGUGGCGUGUCGAUGAGCAGCUCCUGCAGGAAUGAGGGGGAUGCCCCAUGGCGGUGCGCUCGGCGAGGAGAUGGCCGUCAGUAGCGGGCGGCAGACCCGAGGCAGUGAGCCGGCAGAUCUGGGGGCGGCCGGCCUGGGGACAGGGAGCCGCCGUCGGAUCUCGGGUCGACCAGUCUUGGCCGGCGCACUAGGCCGCCGCGCGCGGGAGCCUGGGCGCGGUCGGCGCGGGGGCCUGGGCUGCGUGGCCGGCGCCGGGAGGAGCUGAGGAGCAGGGGGCGACCGGGCGAUGGUGUAAGAGCUCGGGGGGUGGAGGUGGUGGGUGCGUGCCGCAGCCUGACCGCACGAGCAGGAGGGGGGCGCUGGGUGGGGUGGCGGCCGGGAGUGGAAGUUUGGGGAUGAGAGGCUCGUUGGGCUGGUCCACAAAGGGAACAGGCCGUUACUGCCCCCAUUUCAUGGCCUGGCCCAUUCAAUCUCCGCGGUCGUAUUUCUCAGCCAUCGGAUCCCAAACUGACGGCCCACGAAAACCCUUGCGGACCGUAGGGGACGGGAUCCGGGAUCCAUCUGCGGAUCUGCCUCUCCUCGCCAGAAGUCGGUCAGCUCAUCGCGGCGACACCGAAGAGACGAAGCGGCAGGGACAGCAGCCGGCGACCACAGCGGCGGGCAGCAGAUCCGACGGAAUGGCCGCGAAGGCGAUCUCGAGCCCCGUGCCGGUGGAGUGGUAUCCGUCGCUGGCCGUCGUCAUGGUCUCCGUCGGCCUCAUGCUCACCGCUUCCUUCUUCAUUUAUGAAGCAACUUCAUCCAGGCGGAGCCGCAGCCUGGCAAAGGAGAUCGCCACAGCUGCCGUCGCUUCUGUAUUUCUGGGCUUUGGGUCUCUGUUCGUGCUCCUUGCAAGUGGUGUGUAUGUCUGACGACUGGCUAUGCAAGCUGUUUGCUUGUGUUCUCCAGCCGUAGUUGUAGGAUAUGCCAGAUUCUGAAAUUAUGUGCUCUCCUUGCGAAUAUGCAGUCAUUUGAACUUGUUUUAGAUAAAUGUAUGAGACCAACUGAGUUGAAGCGAUGCUCUGACGACGCA